CUCAUUCUUCAACAACUUAAUUCCUCCUUUUCUUCAACACUUGAACCUCAUCUUCUCCUCAUUCAUCUCAACACCAAAAAAGCGACUUCUUCCUCUUCAUCCUUCACCCAACCUAUCCUUACUUUCUCCCUGAUACCCCCCUAACUCUACCCCAAAAACAACCCCCCAAAAACACAGCCAAAAUGACACAACGCCUAAAGCUCACCAGCGACAACCUCUCCACCAUUGCUUCGCAGCAAGGAGAGCAGAGAGUCCAGGUCCCUUCCUACGACCGCAAGUCGCUCAAGGAGGGCAUCGUCCACGUCGGUGUCGGCGGUUUCCACAGAGCUCACUUGGCUGUCUACGUCGACAAGCUGCUCGAGAAGCAUGGUGAGCGCGACUGGGCCAUCUGCGGUAUCGGCCUGCGUCCCAACGAUGCCGCCAUGCGCGAUGUUCUCAACGCCCAGGACCACCUCUACACCGUCAUUGAGCGAUCUGCCAAGGGCAGCUUCGCCGACGUUGUCGGCAGCAUCAACUCCUUCCUUUUCGCUCCCGAUGACCGUGAGGCCGUCAUUGCAAAGAUGGCUCAUCCCGACACUCACAUCGUCUCCCUCACUAUUACUGAGAGUGGCUACUACUACAACGAGAACACCCAUCAAUUGAAGGAUGAGCACCCCGACAUCCAGCACGAUCUCAAGAAGGAGAACGAGAACGCCCCCAUCAGCACAUUCGGCUUCCUCUACGCUGCUCUUGCCCGCCGCCACCAGCAGGGCCUCAAGCCCUUCACCGUUUUGUCUUGCGACAACAUGCAGAAGAACGGUUCCAUCACCCGCAGCAUGCUCGAGUCUUUCGCUAAGCUCAAGAACCCCGAGCUUGCCAAGUGGAUCGCCGAGGAGGGUGCUUUCCCCAACGCCAUGGUUGAUCGCAUUACCCCCAGCACUUCCGAGAACGACAUCAAGUCGCUCGCCGAGAACUUUGGUAUUGAGGAUGCCUGGCCCGUUGUGACCGAGCCCUUCAUGCAGUGGGUUGUUGAGGACAAGUUCUCCGACGGCCGUCCUCCCUUCGAGAAGGUCGGUGUCCAGGUCGUCGCCGACGUUCACGACGUCGAGCAGUUUGAGAAGCACAAGCUUCGUCUCCUCAACGCCAGUCACUCCGCCAUGGCUUACCCCGGACAGCUCGCUGGUUUCAAGUACGUCCACGAGGUCUUGGAGAACCCCAUUUACCGCAAGUUUGUCUGGCAGAUGAUGCAGGAGGAGGUCAAGCCCCUUCUUCCCGAGAUCCCCGGUGUCGACAUUGACAAGUACUGCGAGACCCUUAUGGAGCGAUUCUCCAACCCUACCAUCAUGGACCAGAUCCCCCGUGUCGCCCUCAACGCUUCCGGCAAGAUCCCUCAGUUCAUCAUGCCCUCCAUCGCCGAGAACAUCUGGGUUACUGGCCCAUUUCGCCGACUGUGUUUCGUCGCCGCCGCCUGGUUCAUCUACAUCAACGGUGUCGACGACAAGGGCAACAAGUUCGAGGUUGACGACCCCCUGCGCGAGAAGCUUCAGGCUCUUGCCAAGGAGGGCGGUCCCGAUCCUCGCUCUAUUCUGAGCGUUCGAGAGCUGUUCGGUGACGAUUUGCGAGGUGACCAGCGCUUCUUGGACGAGGUGACUAAGGCCAUGGCUCUGAUCACCAAGGAUGGUGUCUUGGAGACUAUCCCCAAGUACGUAAGCUAAAUUGGCUAUUAGCGAGAAACUUGGACUCUACCUGUCUCUUGUUUAACGGAAAGGUUUUCAGCGAAGCGCAGAUUUUGAUGAUGAAUUGGUUUAAUGAUAUCUCAUGGGCUGGGUAAAGGCCAGAUCAUGGAAGGUUUGUGUGCCACUCCAGAAGACACACCUCAGAUAGACAUAAGAGGGCAGAUGCCCAAAAAGUUUUAAUGAUUAUUUCAUGAUUUGAUGAA
Fusarium graminearum PH-1 is the source of this 1918-nucleotide messenger RNA. RefSeq lists its product as uncharacterized. The record is from RefSeq and is a predicted model, not a curated record. Lineage: Eukaryota; Fungi; Ascomycota; Sordariomycetes; Hypocreales; Nectriaceae. Bases 183 to 1694 code for a protein of 503 amino acids. Gene Ontology annotation, molecular function: mannitol dehydrogenase activity. The transcript has a single exon.